UAUUCGAUCCCAUUCAUGAAAUCUGUCCAAUGUUUGAUUAGCUUUUCGUUUAUUGGGUGGGCUUUAUAAAUGGGCCCAGGCCCAUUUGUCACACAUUUUACAAAACGCUGCGUUUUCGUCGUCCAUCAUUCUCCAUCUCCGUCGUUCGUCGCUGGUAGUCCCAUUCCUAAGAACGUACAUCCGUAAUCGAUUCAGCUCUGUUGUUGCAUUCAUUGAUUGGUUCUGGAUGAUGAUCAGAAUUCUCAGCCAUCAAUCCAGAUCAUGUUGUAAAAAUGUUCUGUCAGUGAAGCUGUAUACUUCCGGUGAACCAAAGAGAGAUGUUUCGGAUAUGGCAAAGAGCAUAUGUAAAGUGAUGAUGUCCUCUCCACCAGCUGUUCUUGACACGGCUUUGGAUCAAAUCGGUCUUAGGGUUUCGCCUGAAGUAGUCGAGACUGUUCUGCAGAGAUUCAGGAAUGCUGGUUUGUUGGCAUACAGAUUCUUCCAGUGGGCCGAGAAGCAACGGAGUUACGAGCAUAGUGUUAGGUCCUACCACAUGAUGAUCGAGUCUACUGCCAAGAUUAGGCAGUAUAAGAUCAUGUGGGACCUCGUGAACUCCAUGAGAAAAAAAAUGAUGCUAAAUGUCGAGACUUUUUGUAUCAUCAUGAGGAAGUAUGCCAGAGCACAGAAAUUGGACGAGGCGAUUUACGCGUUCAACGUAAUGGAGAAGUAUGAUGUGCCUCCGAAUCUUGUGGCAUUCAAUGGGUUACUGAGUGCUUUGUGUAAAUCCAAGAACGUGAGGAAAGCUCAGGAGAUAUUCGACAAAAUGAGGGAUAGGUUUACUCCAGACUCCAAAACUUAUAGCAUAUUGAUUGAAGGAUGGGGGAAAGCUCCGAAUCUACCGAAGGCAAGAGAGGUUUUCCGAGAGAUGAUUGAUACGGGUUGUGACCCAGAUAUAGUGACGUAUAGUAUAAUGGUUGAUGUUCUUUGCAAGGCUGGUAGAGUGGAUGAAGCCCUUGGCAUUGUAAGAGGAAUGGAUCGAAGCAAAUGUGAGCCAAAUUCCUUUAUAUAUAGUGUUCUUGUCCAUACUUAUGGAACUGAGCACCGGCUUGAAGAUGCUGUUGAUACGUUUCUCGAAAUGGAAAGAAGUGGAAUCAAAGCUGAUGUACCGAUGUAUAAUGCCUUGAUUGGUGCCUUUUGCAAAGCUAACAGGAUGAAGAAUGUUUACAGGGUUAUGAACGAGAUGGAAAGAAAAGGUGUGUCACCAAAUUCCAAGACUUGUAACAUCAUUCUAAGCCAUCUAAUGGGUAUCGGGGAUACAGAAGAAGUAAAAGGCGUUUUCCAAAAGAUGAUCAAACUGUGUGAGCCUGAUACAGACACUUACACGAUGAUGAUAAAGAUGUUCUGCGAGCAGAAGGAGAUGGGGAUGGCGAGUAAGGUGUGGAAGUACAUGAGAACGAAAGGCGUUUUCCCGAGUAUGCACACUUUCUCUGUUCUUAUAAACGGCUUUUGUGAAGAGGGUAACACCAGGAAAGCUUGUGUUUUGUUGGAAGAGAUGAUCGAAAUGGGUAUAAGACCUUCGGGUGGGACGUUCGGAAGAAUAAGGCAACUGCUCAUCAAAGAAGGUAGAGAAGAUGUGCUCAAUUUUCUUAAUGAAAAGAUGAACCUACUGCUCAAGGAACCUCUCUGUGAUUGAAAAACCUUUUGUGUUAAUAGCAAAAAUUAGGACAGCUUUUAAAUGUCUCUCCUUGCCUCUUUGGCCAUGUUUGUGUAAUGUGAAGUGUUCCAUUCUUAAAAUCCUCAGUCUGUACAACUUUUACAAAAUCAUCUUUCGGUUUUUUAUAACAAAUUUUCAUAUCAAUCAUACAAGUUCUCUUUUCAGAAUUUGCUAUUGAUCUGUCCUGUACAAAGAGUCAGGAGUUAAUGUAAGUUAGAUAAUGCGUAAGAGGCGGAGUUCUUUCCUCUGAAAGCACAUAAAUAGAGAAGCAAAGACGCAUACUUCAUGUGCAUGCAACAUAAUACUAUGUAAGUGUGUGCAAAUGCAAUGCAGGUUUCUA
This is a messenger RNA of Tarenaya hassleriana, 2033 nucleotides long. RefSeq names its product pentatricopeptide repeat-containing protein At1g77360, mitochondrial-like. Bases 227 to 1672 code for a protein of 481 amino acids. Lineage: Eukaryota; Viridiplantae; Streptophyta; Magnoliopsida; Brassicales; Cleomaceae. The transcript is spliced from 2 exons. The record is from RefSeq and is a predicted model, not a curated record. Gene Ontology annotation, molecular function: protein binding.